Photinus pyralis (common eastern firefly) is the source of this 2296-nucleotide messenger RNA. RefSeq lists its product as uncharacterized. The record is from RefSeq and is a predicted model, not a curated record. The transcript has 2 exons. Lineage: Eukaryota; Metazoa; Arthropoda; Insecta; Coleoptera; Lampyridae. Bases 1562 to 2194 code for a protein of 210 amino acids.
CAGAGUUGCCAACGGUAAGUAUAGGGUAAGUCAACGUUUUCAGUGUCGGCUUGAUAGACCCCUAGGAACGUUAUAGAGUACGUUGAAGACGUCGGAGUAGGUGUACACAUAUUUUGAUGGGGUGGACUAAUCUUGGUACCACUCUGAACCACAUGUGUUUCUCGCCAAAAUAUUUGUUUUCCUUCACGGUUACUCUCAAGAGGUGAACAUAUCUAAUAGGUAAGAUCGGACUCUGAAGAAUUACGCAUGAAGAAUAUGGGAAAGAAGUGAAAAGGCAGCGUGAAGGUAUAAAGUAAGAGUGAAUGGUGCUUGGAUAAAAAGGUAGCGAACAGAAGUUUAAGGUGAAAAGAAAGCUUGAAAGGGGUUCACCUUCCGACAUGGCGAUCGCAGAUCUUUUGGAUCUUUGUUCUUCCUCCUCAUUUACUCUCACAAAGCAGAGUUGUGAAGAUACCAAGCAGAGCGGUGAGUAAAGAAGAAAUGAUGGACGUUUUAUCUGGGCCCCCAACUCGAACUGUGCAAUUUCCAAUAAAUUUUGCAAAAGAUCGUUAUCUCCCAACACAAAACCGUGCAAAAUUUUUGCGCUCUCCUCCUCACAUUUACUGUUAAAAAGCGAAAGCGCAGUUGUUAAAGUAUAGGUAAGGUAAAAGCGCAUAAAUAUGGUGAAGGGGGCGUAAGACAUAUGGACAGCUAAUAGUUCUCACAAGCAUCUUUGUCUGUCCCCUUCAAGUUCCGUUGUUUCAAUUUUAUUUUAAAAAGAACGGUAGGUGUGAGAGAAAACGUGCAAAAGUGUUAUGUAGAUUUAACAAAAUCCAACGACCUCAUCUGUGGUACUCUCGCUCCGUGACCGCUCGUUGGUCAAAUUUUCGGCAUUCACUUAGCGCCGGAAAUACAGUCCCCGAACAGUACGAGGUGUUACGAGCAAGAAAAAUUUUCUGGUUUUUCCGCUACGGUCCUUCAGAGUCAGGCGCACGAGCGUCAAAACACGCCUUGGCGCUUCCAAGGAUCGUCGUGGGUGCGCCUCUAAAUCCUUGGAAUCGCUGACUGGCCUCGAUGGUUUUUUUGAAACACACUGAAAAUGCUGCGGGCAUCCAAAAUGCUUGUGUGCAGACUCACAAAACCCCAUCUUGUCUUAUACAUGAACCAAUUAAAGUCCACUUGCUUUUGACAUGCGGUUUGUUUCUCUGAGGGCCUGCUUUUCUUGUUACCGUCAACUCUAUCUAUCGCAUAAAUAUAAGUGACACAAGAAAAAUCCGCCCUUAAACAAUCAGUGACUUGGGGAGUUCCCAGUUCGUACCAAAAAAGGGGAAAUUUUCUCAUGAGGAAUUCCACGAACUGAUAAAGGUAUAUCCCACACAUAAUUCAAAUAUCGUAAAUUACUUUAGCAUAUUUGAUGCCAUAUACGCUAAUUCUACUUGAUACAUUGGCUUAGCGCUUAUUUUUUGAAGUUGUGUAGAUUAGUUGUUAAUUGGUGUGCUCAUACCGGCUUAGCUUAGUCAAAAGUAUAAAUACUAGAGACAGUGUUUUCUACUUAACUGUACCAGUGUAGCACUUGCUAUUGAAAAUGAAGGUUGUACUUCCGUUGAUGUUGGCAGUUAUUUUUGCAGAUGUUAAAUCCCAAGCUAUAAACAAUUCAACUUUUUGCAAACAACCAGGAUAUGCGUGCAGUAGCUGUAAUCAGGUAGUCCUCUGCGUCCAGAAUGAAGCGAACUUCACAGAGUAUCCAAUCGCGUCAUGCGGUGGGAAUAGCAGCUGCUCCAAUGGCAUUUGCAUUGUCGGUCCAAACCCACAAUGCGAUCCUGUAGUCGAGGUGCAUAACGCCACUUUUAUCUGUCGCACAACCGGAAUGUACCCGGAUCCCUUCGACACGCAGCUCUUCCACCACUGCGUAAAAACGAACAAUAGAAGUUGCAGCGAGGGGCCUUUGGAGCACUUUGAAGACCGAUGCGAUUGCGAUCACGCCUACAACGCGAGAACGACAUUUUGCGACCUUCCAAUAAAGGACUACAAUUACACCGUUUCAAUCCCAGAGUGCGAUCAUCAGGGACAGUCAGGUUUUUUGAACGAAAAUCCAUCUUUGUAUUACGUGUGUCAGUACCAUCCGAGUGGAGGUUUGUAUCCUUUCCAAUACAGUUGUGAAAAUGGAAAAAUGUACAAUCCAUAUUUGUAUAUAUGCGAAUCGUUUCUGGAAAGUUGAGCAGGACGUAAAGAAACUUGUUAAACCUACGACUAUUUUUUUCAAUUAUAUAAAUAGUACCUACAGCUUUUAAAUAAAGAUUUAGGAACCACCAAAGAAAAA